GCCAUGCUUUUAUGGAUGCAUAACUACUUUGAAAUUCAGUCUAAGCAAGAGAUUAACACAUCAAUUUAUAUGUUACACUUCUGGCUGAAAUUUCAAAACGACAUUUUCAAGGAGGAUAAGGAGUAAAUUAUAACUAAAUAAAACAGGGAAAAGGAUUAAAUGUUCGCGCGGGAACAGACAGCACCACACAUGUGUCCUGGAAAACAAUAAAACAAUAUGGUAAAUUCGAAGCCUCUUCUAGUCAUGAAGUAAAGUUGCCUUGGAAACAAACUGUUUGCGUGUUCCGUGUUCGUAAGUUCCGGGAAACGAAAAUUUCAUAGGAAAUUGUAGACUAAAAGAAUUUGGCAAAUUUUGACGAAGAACAUGGUCCACAUUCUUCAAGCUUUCCCCUUAUUGUAUCUGAACUUAGGAGGAGAGCUGCUUUACAUUAUAGAACAACGUCUUCAAGCUCAAGAUAUUUCAGCAGAAAAAUCUGUCAAAGUUUUGAACGAUUUACUCUCAAUGAUGUUGGAUCGACAGUACCUCAACGGAAUUUUUCGGUCGGACAGGCUGAAUUCGCCGUCCAUGUUGAAGUCUUUGAUGGAAAAUAUUGUCCAUUCUUCCGUAAUGCGACUCGGACAAGACAGUCUUGACAAACUUUACGAUUUAAUGGCGAUGUCAGUGAAAUUUCAAUUCGUUUCAGCUCCAGAUGCCCAGUCGUUGUUAGCCAUUACAACAAAUCAUGUCGAUAGUUGGAUGCAAUUAACUGAAGAUCCUGAAACCAUGUUGCAGAUACAAUUUUCAAAGGAUUUACUUCUGACGCACUGUGCAAAACUCUCGCCAUGGGCAUGGAUGACCAUACGACAUAGCUUGCUAAAUUACUUGCAACCAUGCAAGACUCGCAUUACCACAUUCCUCGGCAGAGGAUUGCAGAGCCAGGCCGGCUAUUUCCAUUUAGAUAACACGCGUCCUCUUCCAGAAGGCCUCAUUCUACCAGAACUUACAAUGGGAAAUUACAAACCUUACAAUUUUCAAUGCGGGCAAUCCUCUAUAAAUCUGGGAAGCAACAUGUUCAAUGAUCACCAACAACCGCCAAUUUUUCGGACAGGAGGAUUUACGUCACUGCAACGUAUUGUUGCUAAAUCGACUGAAAAUGAUACUCACUUGAAUUUGAAAGAAAUGAAUGUAGGUUCCACAACAGCUGACGAAAAGGUCGAAUCGAUCCAGCUGGAGCUCAAGAAAAUUUCGCCGUCAGAGCACGAUACUAUGAAAGUCUUCGAAGAAACGCUGUUGGAUCUCUUCGAUGAAGCCACUAUGUCAGACAUAAAAUAAAAUUAUCUCAUUCACGCAAUUUUUUUUUCUUUAUAGCAAUACAUUGGUUAUUUGAUUUAUUA
Daphnia magna is the source of this 1373-nucleotide messenger RNA. It is a transcript of the gene OSCP1, whose product is annotated as protein OSCP1. The record is from RefSeq and is a predicted model, not a curated record. Gene Ontology annotation, cellular component: plasma membrane; cytoplasm. The transcript has 3 exons. Gene Ontology annotation, biological process: transport. The coding region runs from base 364 to 1311 and encodes 315 amino acids. Lineage: Eukaryota; Metazoa; Arthropoda; Branchiopoda; Diplostraca; Daphniidae.